Arabidopsis thaliana (thale cress) is the source of this 999-nucleotide messenger RNA. RefSeq names its product gamma-secretase subunit. The transcript has 2 exons. Lineage: Eukaryota; Viridiplantae; Streptophyta; Magnoliopsida; Brassicales; Brassicaceae. The record is from RefSeq and is marked reviewed. The coding region runs from base 53 to 493 and encodes 146 amino acids. Gene Ontology annotation, cellular component: membrane.
UUAACUUCUUUAUUCGCGAGCUUUUCAACUUUUCGUUAGUGGCUGAGCAAAAAUGGAGGCUACACGGAGCGACGACCCCAGUCUGAACCCUAUACGCAAUCGGAAUCCGAAUCCGAAUCCGAAUCCAAACCCAUUGUCGACGAUCAUCUCUUCAGCUCAGGUUUGGCCAACCAUUGACGGUCCGUUGGGGUUAACGGAGGAAGCAUCGGUGGAUUACGCUCGUCGAUUCUACAAGUUCGGUUUCGCUCUCUUGCCUUGGCUUUGGUUUGUCAAUUGCUUCUAUUUCUGGCCUGUUCUCCGUCACUCUCGGGCUUUCCCUCAAAUCCGCAAUUAUGUUGUCCGGUCAGCAAUUGGCUUUAGUGUCUUUACAGCUCUUCUCUCCGCGUGGGCAUUGACGUUCUCGAUAGGAGGAGAACAACUGUUCGGCCCUCUUUACGAUAAGCUGGUUAUGUACAAUGUUGCUGAUCGUCUCGGCUUGUCUGGUUUGGCUUAGCUCCCACCGCCUUGUCUCUCUCUCUCUCUAUCUCGUUUAUCUUUGACAUAGUAGAAACAGGAAGAUCUCAUGGCCUUGACUUUUGCCAAUUCCGUUCUCAUGUGUUUCUAUGCAAUCAUAAGUUGUUUUAACAAAAAGUUGAGGAGAUACUGCUGUGAAUAUUAAACUGCUUGGAUCAUUCAUCAAUCAAUGAAGUAAUUAGUUAUCAAGAGUUGUUUAAUUUCUCUUGUUAUAUCAGCCAAAAUGGUGCUCUGUUUCUAAAUGUUGGAUUUUGGCAAAGUUGGAACUGUGAAGAUAUGGAUGUGACUUUAAAGUCAUUCAUUUUAGGCAUAUCUUGUGUGUGUGACCUCGUGUUAAAGUGAGAGUAUCUUGUAACCAAAUAAAAGUUUGGGUCCUGAUGAAGUCGUUUUAUAUAGUGGGCCAUUUAAUAGUGUUGUGGGCUUAUAUUUUUACAGACGAAGGCCUUGUUCGCGAUUCCUUAAUAAAAGAUUCCACUUUAUGAUUAA